Molecule: messenger RNA, 351 nt
Organism: Heterostelium album PN500
Lineage: Eukaryota; Evosea; Eumycetozoa; Acytosteliales; Acytosteliaceae
Exons: 1
Coding region: 1-351 (116 amino acids)
Molecular function (GO): carbohydrate binding
Source: RefSeq, a predicted model, not a curated record
AUGAAUAAAAUUAUCAUUGGAAUCUUUGUAUUAUUUACCAUUUUUAAUUUGGCUGUCUCCGAUAAUUGGACUUUGACCAAUACAUUGUCAUCGCAAUGGACUGCCCCAGAAGGAACAUGGAGUGUAUUCAACUGCCAACUCACAAAUAACGGUGCACAAGUAACUCUCUUGAGAAUCGAUCCAAACGGACAAUAUCCAGACAGUAUCUGGGGUGCUUUCUACUACGAUUCCACCACCGAUACCUACCCAGUCGAGGGAUGGGCUGCCACCUUCCAAGAACAACAAACCGUCAACUUUGGUUACAAGGUUUUAUCUGCUAAUCCAAUCGAUUGGGAUGUAAUUGUUCAAUAG